Perognathus longimembris pacificus (Pacific pocket mouse) is the source of this 1185-nucleotide messenger RNA. It is a transcript of the gene Mrpl3, whose product is annotated as mitochondrial ribosomal protein L3. Gene Ontology annotation, biological process: translation. The coding region runs from base 111 to 1157 and encodes 348 amino acids. Gene Ontology annotation, molecular function: structural constituent of ribosome. NCBI's taxonomy places the organism in Eukaryota, Metazoa, Chordata, Mammalia, Rodentia, Heteromyidae. The record is from RefSeq and is a predicted model, not a curated record. The transcript has 10 exons. Gene Ontology annotation, cellular component: mitochondrial large ribosomal subunit; ribosome.
GCGGUCCGGCGGUCGGCGCGCUCGCCUGGGGCCUCGCACGCGGCGCGGGACGCGCGGAGAGGAGCGGGUGCGGGGCCCGCGCGUCGCGCCGCGGCCUCUGCGGACGCUCCAUGCCGGCUUGGCGGCUGCUGGCACGGGCCGGUGCCCAGGCGCUCGGCUGCGGCGCCCGCGGCCUCGGUGCCGGCCCGGGCCCGAGGAGCAGAUCAGAUGUCUGGCUUGUUGUUAGAAGUCUCCACAGCCGGAGUGCAACUUGGUGGGACGAGCAUCUCUCGGAAGAAAAUGUCUCCUUCGUGAAGCAGUUGGCAUCGGAAGAAGAUAAAGCUCAGCUAGCGAGUAAACUGAGUCCUCUGAAAGAUGACCCCUGGCCUAUACAUCCUUGGGAGCCAGGGUCUUUGCGCGUCGGCGUCAUCGCCCUGAAGCUGGGCAUGAUGCCCCUGUGGACCAAGGACGGGCAGAAGCACGUGGUCACGCUGCUGCAGGUUCAAGACUGUCAUGUCUUAAAGUACACUUCGAAGGAAAACCAUAAUGGCAAGAUGGCGGCCCUGAUGGUUGGAGGGAAGACAGUGUCCCGCUUCCAGAAACCUCCAUCUCAAUUGAAAUUUUACCAAGAACUCGGGUUACCGCCCAAGGAGAAAGUGAAGAUCUUCCACGUAACAGAGAACGCCGCCAUCAAGCCAGGCACCCCCCUGUUCGCAGCCCACUUCCGGCCCGGCCAGCACGUGGACGUCACGGGCAGAACUAUCGGCAAAGGAUUUCAGGGCGUGAUGAAGAGAUGGGGGUUCAAAGGGCAGCCGGCCUCGCAUGGACAGACCAAAACCCACCGGCGGCCCGGAGCCAUCUCCACCGGGGACGUCGCCCGGGUGUGGCCGGGCACGAAGCUGCCGGGGCGGAUGGGGAACGUGGACCGCACGUCUUUCGGGCUCAAGGUGUGGAGGAUAAACACGAAGCACAAUAUCAUCUACGUCAACGGCUCUGUGCCCGGACACAAGAACUGCUUAGUAAAGGUGAGAGACUCCAGCCUGCCCGCCUACAAGGACUGCGCCAGGGACCUGCCCUUCCCCACCUACUUCCCCGACGGCGACGGCCAGGAGCUGCCCGAGGACCUGUACGACGACAGCGUGUGGCAGCCCGGCGCCCCCUCCGUCAGCUUUGCCUAGCGGCUCCCGGGGGCGGGCGGGGGCGGGC